GGUCUCAUUCAUUGUUCUUGAUCCUUAUCGAGAAAAAAAAAUGCCUGUUUUUGGCUAUUUCAUCAUGACAUUUCAAGUGCCUGAUAUAUUAACCCUUUUCGCUUUUUCUGUUCUCAUGAUUGUGUUGCUAAAAAUAGUGUUGAAUCAUGAGAAAGCAAGCUCAAUUCCAAACAUGCCUCCAGGGCCAUGGAAGCUACCAAUCAUAGGAAACAUACAUCAGCUUCUUACUUCUGCACCACAUCAAAAGUUGAGAGACCUGGCAAAAAUUCACGGACCCUUGACGCGUCUGCAACUUGGAGAGGUGACAGUCAUCAUUGUUUCCUCACCCAAGUACGCUAAAGAGAUAAUGAAAACUCAUGAUGCUAUCUUUGCUUCAAGGCCCCACAGUGUAACUUCAGAUAUACUUUCCUAUCAAUCCACAGGUAUUGCUUCUGCACCUUAUGGAAAUUACUGGAAUGUUGUACGAAAGAUGUGCACAGUGGAGCUUUUGGGCAAGAACCGAGUCACUUCAUUUCAAUCAUUAAGAAAAGAAGAACUCACUAAUCUCAUCAAAAUGAUUGAUUCCAAGAAAGAAUCACCCGUCAACCUCACCGAAACAGUGCUCUCAUCGAUAUAUUCUAUCGUUUCAAGAGCUGCAUUUGGCAAUAAAUGCAAAGACCAACAAGAAUUCAUCUCACUGGUGAAAGAAGGACUUGCAGUGCUGGGUGAUUUAUUUCCUUCUGGUCGAUGGCUUCAACUUGUCACUGGUUUUAGGCCUAAGCUUGAGAGGUUACAUGAAAAAAUUGAUCGGAUUCUAGAAAACAUCAUCGUUGAACAUAAAGAGACAAAGUCAGAUGGGAAAGAAGGCGAAAGUGCAGAAAGUGAAGAUUUGGUAGAUAUUCUGUUAAAACUUCAGGAUGGUAAUGACAGAAACCAGAAUAUCUGUUUAACUGAUAACAAUAUCAAGGCUACAAUCCAGGAAAUAUUUAGUGCAGGAGGUGAACCAUCAGCCAUUACUAUAGAUUGGGCAAUGGCUGCGAUGGUAAAGGAUCCAAGAGUGAUGAAGAAGGCACAAGCUGAAGUGAGAAAGGUAAUGAAGAUGAAAGGAAGGGUUGAUGAGAGUUGCAUGAAUGAACUCAAAUAUUUGAAAGUGGUAGUGAAGGAGACCCUAAGAUUGCACCCUCCAGGUCCUCUUUUACUUCCAAGGGAAUGCGGAGAGACAUGUGAGAUUGAUGGGUAUCAUAUUCCAGCCAAAAGUAUGGUGAUUGUGAAUGCCUGGGCCAUUGGAAGAGAUCCAAACUAUUGGAGUGACCCAGAGAGGUUUUAUCCUGAGAGAUUCAUUGAUAGCUCAAUUGACUACAAAGGAUGUAAUUUUGAGUACAUUCCAUUUGGAGGUGGAAGAAGAAUAUGCCCAGGUAUCACAUUUGGUUUGGCAAAUGUUGAGAUGGCACUUGCGUUGUUGUUGUACCAUUUUGAUUGGAAGCUUCCCAAUGGAAUGAGAUGUGAGGAAUUGGAUAACACUGAGGAAUUUAGAGUGACUAUCAGAAGAAAAGAUGACUUGUUCUUGAUUCCUCUAUCUCCUCCUACUCUGGUUUCACAAAUUUGAACAACUCAAACUCCUUCCUACCGUACAGUAUGCUACUCUCUCCUAUUAAAUAAAAUAUAGAUUGAUUUAAAUUUUAAGUUUUUUUUUUA
Molecule: messenger RNA, 1674 nt
Organism: Vigna unguiculata (cowpea)
Lineage: Eukaryota; Viridiplantae; Streptophyta; Magnoliopsida; Fabales; Fabaceae
Product: cytochrome P450 71D11-like
Molecular function (GO): iron ion binding; monooxygenase activity; heme binding
Source: RefSeq, a predicted model, not a curated record